CGGAAAGGAGGAAGAAGAGGAUUGUGGGAAAUUUAACUACCGCGACAUUUGGUAAUGACAUCAUCUGUACGCGACAGAACAAAAGCGGGAGGUUCAUGUUUAUUUGAAGAGAUAUUAGAAGAAUGCUUGCAGUUUUUUGUUUCAGACCCUUUAGCACUAAGUAGAGUGUGACUGAAGGGCGCUGAGAUGACCACACAGAGAGUCCUCCCGCAAAGCAAAGAGACUCUCCUGCAGAACUACAACAAAAGACUUAAAGAUGACAUCAGGUCAAUUCUAGACAAUUUUACGGAAAUAAUCAAAACUGCUAAGGUGGAAGAUGAAACUCAGGUUUCCAGGGCGACACAAGCUGAGCAGGACCACUAUGAGAUGCAUGUGCGAGCCGCCAACAUUGUACGUGCAGGAGAGUCUCUCAUGAAGCUUGUCUCAGACCUGAAGCAGUUCCUCAUCUUGAAUGACUUCCCCUCUGUCAAUGAGGCCAUCAGUCUCCGCAACCAGCAGCUGCGCACUCUGCAGGAAGAGUGCGACAAGAAGCUCAUCUCCCUGCGUGAUGAGAUUGCCAUCGACCUAUAUGAGCUCGAGGAAGAGUAUUACUCCUCCAGGUACAAAUAGACCAGUGAUCCCAAACGUGUGCAGUCACCUCUGCCUUCCCUUGCUUACCAACGCCAUAAACGUGAUGCAUAUGUACAUCAUAAGAACAUAACACAUGGUGAUUUAUGGAGCCAUUAUUAUGUCUAUAAAGAUAUUUUUAACUUGCACAACCAAUUAUUGGCUCCAACCGUUGAUCAUUUUACUAAAAUAUGCGCUAACCUUGUUGGUUUGCCCUAUUUGUUUUAUUACACCUUGUUAGAUUGGUCCUCCGUAAACAUACACACACAUUCAUAUACCAUUGUGCCUUAAUAAGAGUGUUUAUUCUUGCAAGUAAGCCUAUAGCUAAUGAAAGUGUGCAUUUUUCCUCUCACACAGCUGUCAUGUAGUAAGACUCCCUUACAAUUUAGAUACUGUAGACCCUUAGGUUUUAUUCCAUUCCUCAUGUUUAUAACAAGACAGACAUCAUCAUAUCUGUUUCUGCUAUAGCAAAAUCCAUAUAUCCAUAUUGUCAUAUCCAUCCAUAUUGCAGUCACACCAAAGAAAUUUUAAAGCACUUUCCAUAUAAAAAGUUUUGUACAAGAAAACUUCUGUUAUACAUAUAUAAGUGCAUGUAAAUAUUUCCCCUCCAGGUGCCUUAAUCGAUUGUUUUUGAGAAGAUUUACUUUAUUUUGCAAUCAGGAAUCAGGAUGUGUAUUUACUUUUAUUAGUGGUGCUGGUCAGAUCUUUUUUUUAAAUUUUUUUUUAUAGAGAUUAGUAUAGGAUAAAUCUGGAUCUUUAUUGUUAUUUAAUCAUUUUAGAUAAAUUUAAGCUGUCUUUGAAGCACACCAUUGUAACCAGUAAUAGUUAUAUGUGAAGAGAAAUUUCCACUGGGUUUUUAUGGAAACAAUUUCAUAAUUGAUUUUUUUUUUUUUUUUUUUUUUGUGGAAAAUUUUUAAUUUUAAUGUCAUUUGAUAUUUUGAUAUAUCAAAUAUCAAAUGACAUAUAGGGUGCUGUAAGAACUGUAUAGAUUACUUUUAAGAAUCACAUUAAUUUGCUUACUCAAAAAAAGUUAAGAUCAAGAAGCAGUUUUUUUUUUUUUUUUUUCUUUUUUUUUUUUGAGAAUUCAAAAACGCCAUGAUUUUUUUUAUUUCUCUGUUAAAGUAAUUGAAGAUUGUGUAACUGGCAAAAUAUUUUAGCUUUCAGUGGCAUAUGGGUAAAGUUAAAAAUGUAAAAUUUAUCAUUUAUAAAGCAUUUGUUUUCGUCAGUGGUUUAAAAUUGCACUACACUAUGUUUCUUUGUGGUGCCGUAUUUAGUAGAAACAGGGUUGGUCACAUUAAUACCUGUUUAAAAUGUAUCAGAUUAUUUGUCAGGUUUUCCACAAACCAACUGGUCAUUUCAAAUUUCAUAAAUAAACCAGAUAGAAACGAGA
Ctenopharyngodon idella (grass carp) is the source of this 1996-nucleotide messenger RNA. It is a transcript of the gene med22, whose product is annotated as mediator complex subunit 22. Gene Ontology annotation, molecular function: transcription coregulator activity. The record is from RefSeq and is a predicted model, not a curated record. Lineage: Eukaryota; Metazoa; Chordata; Actinopteri; Cypriniformes; Xenocyprididae. Gene Ontology annotation, biological process: regulation of transcription by RNA polymerase II. The transcript has 4 exons. The coding region runs from base 187 to 609 and encodes 140 amino acids. Gene Ontology annotation, cellular component: mediator complex.